CUCUUACUAAUAAUUGAAAAUCGCGGUUUGCGGCAUGCGGCAUGCGGCAUGCGAGUCAUGAUUCGCGGCCCCUGAUUGGCGGAAUAGCAACGGCGACGGUAUCAGAGACGCGUGCGCGACGGCGCCGCAUCAUUCCAAAGUUCAGGAACAGGAAGACCACCACCACCGGAACUUGAACCUACAUACAUAUACCUGAAGCCCACAGUAUCCUGUCCACGUAUCGUCGCUCUCCUCCAAAGCAAUCAAUCACCUUAUUUCCCUCCGACUACCGCUAAUACUGCCUGCCACACUCACUACCUUUGGAAUCACGAAAAGCGCGGCACGCGGCACAUCUUUCCAUUGAACCAGCCGACUACCCGCGGGGUACGUACAGUACAUCCAUACGCACGCGAGAUAACCUACCUUGAGUUUUCGGUCUAGACCUACAGUAAAAGCCUCUCGACAACUUGAACCACGUGCAGGGGUAUACUAUCGCUCACCUCGACGAUUUUCCUCCCAACGGUCCAUGGUGAUCUGAUCUGAUCUGGUCUGGUCUGGUCUGGUCUGAUCCUAGUAUCCAAUGCAAUGCACGGAGAAUUAGGAAACAAGCUUGUCCAAUAUGCCAAACGCACCCUCCACCUCCCCUCUUUACCAGCCUACCAAACCGAACUAGUCCGCCAAAUCGUCCGCGAAGUCCGCGACCUCGACCGCGACGUGACGCGGAUCUUGGAACCGUAUAACACCAUCACCACCAUCGUCGACGACGAGACGGGCGAAACAGUCCAAAGCACACAAAGCACAUUUGAUCCCGCGGCUCAUCCGGCCACGGCAUGUGCGUUACUAGUUGAUCAUCUUAGCAUGAGGAGGAAUAAACGGUGUUUGUUGGCUUAUCAUCGGGUGAGGGCGGAACGGUUGGAAAAUAUGGCGUGGUUGGGAAGGGAUGUGGUUGAAGAAUUACACAACGAAGCUCCUGAGCGGAGCGAGGGUGGAGAAGCAACUCAUCAUGAUAAUAAAAAGGAAACGACAACGGGGAGUGCCGGCAAUUCUGACUCCCUGAGUGCAGAAGAAGAAUCCUAUUUUCGGUCAUACGUCGAUCUACUCGCCCAAUAUAAAGGACAAUGGACGGACGUCGAUCUCACAGGGCCACUGGAACCACCGAGGGAUUUGUUCAUUGAUGUGAGAGUGCUGAAAGAUGCAGGGGAGAUACAGACGGAAUAUGGGGCGAUAAAUUUGACGAAGAAUAGUCAGUUUUAUGUGAGGCAGGGGGAUGUGGAGAGGUUGAUUCAGAUGGGGUUUUUGCAGAGGUUGAGUUGAGUUACGCAGGGAUGAUCCAAAGAGCAAGAGAGGGGAAGGAGAUACACGUCUCUCUCUCUCAAGUUGGGGUAUACUUAUCUGUCGUGCGGUCUGACUGUAAGUCUGGCUCGUUAGUUUCCUGGCUGCAGUGGUUGGGUAUCUGAUGAGCUGGUUUGGACGAUCAGAGUCGAUAUUGAGCAUCAGUUGAUGCUUUAUUGGUGCCCAGAAAAAGGAGAGACAUCGGUCUAUUAAUGGCUCAAAUGUCGAGACAUAAGAUGCGACAGGGCGGCCUUGACUUGGCUGUCAUGCAUAUUGAAGGGGCGGUGAUGACAGGAGUACCUUAUGGUUCCUUUGGGUAUGAUAUGGUAUAUUAUGGUGAACUGGCAGUGCUACGGCAGAUGGCCAUAUGACUGUGUCAAUGAAAGGGGAAGAGGAAACAAUUACGCUCUCGAGUUCCGUCCUCGCUCACUGCAGUCGAUGCGAGAGUGGCAUUUAUCCACGUCACUGACGGUCUCCCCAGGUAGAGGUACUUGAUGACUGCUGUGGACAUGUACCGUUAUACAGUAUAUGGAUGUAUAUCUUCGUGGGUAGAUAGUGGCACUUUGUCGCACAGUAUAUAUCAGGCGGCUACUACGAGGCUGUGUUCGAGGGUUAAGUCACUCUAGUCAAGUCAGUCAGCUCACGACAUGACAUGACAUCCAGGGAUGCUACGAACGAUGAAGCGAUGAUGGUAAGGUAAACCAUUUCAUUGAAUUGAGCUUAUUUUUUUGCUUUUCGCAUGAGCCUGUCACAAAGACUCCAGUCUCCUGGAGUCGCGUAC
Messenger RNA from Exophiala dermatitidis NIH/UT8656, 2092 nucleotides. Its product is annotated as GINS complex subunit 1. The record is from RefSeq and is a predicted model, not a curated record. Bases 565 to 1293 code for a protein of 242 amino acids. Lineage: Eukaryota; Fungi; Ascomycota; Eurotiomycetes; Chaetothyriales; Herpotrichiellaceae. Gene Ontology annotation, biological process: DNA strand elongation involved in mitotic DNA replication; DNA replication. The transcript has 2 exons. Gene Ontology annotation, cellular component: GINS complex.